Manduca sexta (tobacco hornworm) is the source of this 2250-nucleotide messenger RNA. RefSeq lists its product as uncharacterized. Lineage: Eukaryota; Metazoa; Arthropoda; Insecta; Lepidoptera; Sphingidae. The transcript has a single exon. The coding region runs from base 327 to 716 and encodes 129 amino acids. The record is from RefSeq and is a predicted model, not a curated record.
UGUUUUCACGUAUACUUCAUUCUACCGCAAUUCGUCCUAGGGUGAACAUCCUGUCUUAAUUGGUUCAUUGUGCGUGACAUUGAAGUGAAAGCCUAAGUUUACAAAAUAAACCCUCGUUUCCAGCUUAAAAAUUGAAUAUUGACCUAAAUUGACUGCUGAAAAAGCUUGUUUUAUUGAAUUUUACCAUACUGUGAAAAACGAAUUUGAACGCUCGACUAUUGAUCGGGAAGCUAUUUUCCGCGAACGAAGUACUGCUUUUCGCCGCGUCGCCGACGAUAUCGCUCCAAAAACGUUAAAACUCAAGAGCCACCGUCACCGCCGCCGAGAUGGCGUUCAUGAUGCCAGUAGUGAAGAACGAUUGGGACAUAUAUCAUUCGCAACGGUCCCGGCGGCCCUCGGAGUCUGCGGAGAAGGCGGUGCUGAGCGGCGGGCGCGUGCGGAAGGUGUCGGAGUCACGGUCGGAGGGCCCGGCGCUGUCGCCGCCCGCGGGCCGCGCCGCGCUGUCGCCGCACCGCAGCGCGCCGGCCAUGCGCUCGCUGUCGUACUGCCGCGCGCCGCCGUCGCGCGCCUCGCUGCGCGCUGCCGACAGCCCGCGCAAGGGCUCGGCUAGUCCGCCGGGCGGCGCGCGCGAGGACAAGUUCCACAGCAGGUUGGUGGAGAAGCUGAAGCGCGCGCUGGGCCGUUCGGACUCGCGCCGCGAGGAGAGGAGCUCGUGAGCUAACCGCUGCUUGUGUGCAGGGCGCGCGCCGACUCUCCUGAGCGACACUCGCGCUGCGGCGCGUGCGUGCCCUACCUGUGACGGCCAGCUCGAGCCGGGCCAGCCGCGACAGCCUCGCCAGCGCCGGCACACGAUCUGUGAUACCUAUGACAUGGUGACGAGUUGAGUAGACGUUGUGAUGUGCCGAGUGCUGACUAACCGCCUGUGGUGUUCCAUCGCCGGGAAUUUAAUGUUUGAACGCAUCGACGCUAUAGUUGUAGAUGUCUUAUCACACAUUCGGUUCGCUUUCCUUGACUGUUGCAUGUUUGUUGUUAUAGAAUCAUAUGGGGUCAGUAUUGUCAGUAUUAGAGGGGCUGUAUGUUGUAUUCUAUGUAUAUCAAGACUGCGUUUAGUUUAAGCCCGAGCGCCGGCCGGGAACACGUAGUGUUCGGAGCAGUGGCCGGCGCGCGUUAGACGUUAGUUUAUGGCAGUUCGUGAAUGAUAUCUGUGAUUCGGUAUUUCUAAGUGAAGAAGUGUAAAUUGUAAUUUAUUUAGAUGACGGCAUAUUUGUAAACAUCUUUUCCAUACUAUAUUUCGUUUGUUUAGUUCAAUAUUAAUUAAAACAGUUACAAUAAAAAUUCGACUGGUAAAUUGUAUAAUAACUAUGAAAAAAUUGGAUACAAAGUAAGAAUAUUCUAAUUUUGCAUGUUGCUUAAAAACAGGAAGUUUGCAAAACAUAACGCAGUAUAUUUAACCACUAGAGGUGUAUGAACACCUUACUAUCUUAUAUAUAUAAAUUAAACAUAAUGAAAACUGUCGAUAUUUUGUGAAUGUAAGGCACGUAUUAUAAUCCAUAUUUUAAGUAGUUAGUUGAAAACGGCACCGACCCCAAUUGGAUAAGUGGUGUGAAAUGUUAAAUAUUUUAUUUAAUUUUAUAUAAUGUUGUAUUUUCAACCCGAUAAUAAUCGUGAGUGCCGUUUUUAAUCUAAAAAAUACUAUUGAAUUGGUAGUUUAGGUAAAUUUAUAACAAAAUUCUAAAUUGUGUCAUGUCUCUGUGAGAUUUAUAGUAUAAUUAUUUAUGUAAAGUUCGAGUAUACGGUAGAGCUGCCAUUGUGCUGGUUUCGUGUAAAAUGUACAGGGUUAAAUGUAAAUCACUGGAAAUCUCUUGAUUGUAGAUACAAGUUUAUACAGAAAUUAAAAUUAUUUCAGGAAUAUAAAAGAAAACAAUAUAUUAGUUAAAAAAAUCUUUGCUUCGGCCGGUAGAGCGGUGCGGGGUUGAAAAGAAAGGGGAUGGAAAACAAAUCGGUGUCACACAGUUCCAUAACUUCAUUUUUAUAUUAAUGAAAUUUGUAACUCGUGUUUAGGUUGUUACUCAGUAGCUGAGUUAAGAAAGUUUACGAGGUUUGCAGUGAAUUACAACUAACCCAGUAUAAUGACUUGUACCACAUAAAUCCAACCCCUACGUUUACGAAUAUAUCUUACUGUAAUCAUGUAACGCAAUAUAACGUCUGAUCUGAAUUUUUAAAUAUAAACAAAUAUAAAGCUUAUUCGAA